Chara braunii is the source of this 1109-nucleotide messenger RNA. The record is from the annotation of a GenBank genome assembly. NCBI's taxonomy places the organism in Eukaryota, Viridiplantae, Streptophyta, Charophyceae, Charales, Characeae.
GGCCGUACCUCCGUGUGGUUGCAUCUACCACAUGAGCGAGGAAGAGUUAAGUGUGCUACGGGCCCAACUCGACGAUCUUCUCGACAAAGGCUGGAUUCGGCCUAGCUCUUCGCCAUACGGAGCUCCCAUUCUCUUUGUCCGGAAGAAGAACAAGGAUUUGCGGUUGUGCAUCGAUUAUUGCAAGCUCAACUCGCAAACCGUCAAGAAUGCUGGCCCUCUUCCGCGCAUCGACGGCCUCCUCGAACGGCUGGGCGGCGCCAAGUUCUUCUCCAAGCUUGACCUCAAAUCGGGAUAUCACCUACUCGAGAUCCGGCAGGAGGACCGCUACAAGACCGCGUUUAAGACGCGAUAUGGGCAUUUCGAAUGGCUGGUUAUGCCUUUUGGCCUUACGAAUGCCCCGGCCACAUUCCAAGCGGCUAUGACAACGGAGUUCCGACACAUGCUGGAUAGAUUCGUACUCAUCUACCUCGACGACAUCUUUGUGUACAGUCGGAGUCUGGACGAGCAUGUGGAGCACCUGCGCACUGUUUUGGAACGGUUACAACAAGCCAAGUGCAAAGCCAACCGCGACAAAUACGAAUUCGCGCGGCAAGAGUUGGAGUACUUGGGACAUUAUGUGACGCCCCAAGGCAUCCGUUCACUUGCGAACAAGAUCGAGGCCAUCCGCGUAUGGCCUGAGCCCACCAACACCACGGACGUUCGCUCAUUCAUGGAGUUGGCGAGCUACUAUCAACGCUCCAUCACCGGGUACUCAAGGAUUGCCGAACAUAUGACGAGAUUACAAUUGCCAAAGGUGCCAUUCGUACUCGAUGACGAUGCACGCCGGUCAUUCCAAGCACUCAAGACGGCCAUGCUGAUAGCACUCGUCCUUAGCAUCUACGACCCCGCACUGCCAACGAGAGUGACAACUGACGCUUCCGGCUGGCAUUGGGGCAGUCUUGGAACAACACGACUGCGACGACUGACACCCCGUGGAGUAUUUCAGCCACAAAGUGCCUCCCAUCAAUUCACUUGAUGAUGCAAGGAAGAAGGAGCUGCUCGCGUUUGUGAUGGCUCUCAAGCGAUGACGGCACUUCCUCCUUGGGCGUCGUAGGUUCACAUGGGUCACG